Molecule: messenger RNA, 798 nt
Organism: Spirodela intermedia
Lineage: Eukaryota; Viridiplantae; Streptophyta; Magnoliopsida; Alismatales; Araceae
Source: the annotation of a GenBank genome assembly
AUGCCGGGGCUGACAAUCGGAGACACCAUCCCCAACCUAGAGGUGGACACCACCCAUGGCCGGGUGAAGCUCCACGACUUCGUCGGCGACAGCUGGGCCGUUAUCUUCUCCCACCCAGGUACCUCUCUCUCUCUCUCUCUCUCCGUCUUCCCUUUCUAUUCUCUCUCCUUGCCGGCCGUCUAUUUCUCCGUCUGACGGUGGGAACGGCGGCGGCGGUGCCGGAGCAGGGGACUUCACGCCGGUGUGCACGACGGAGCUGGGGAGGAUGGCGCUUCAGGUAGGGGAGUUCGAGAAGAGGAGGGUGAAGCUUCUCGGGGUCUCCUGCGAGGACGUCAAGUCCCAUCUCCUCUGGAUCAAGGACAUCGAGCACUACACGGUCAGCCCCCCCUCCUAAUUAAUUCCAUACCCAUAUUUAAAUUUAUUUGCAAAUGUGUCUAUUUUUAUGGCUUACUAAUUAUUUUCGUUUUUUUGGAUUGUUUUUUAAUGGUGAAGCCGGGGUGCAAGGUGACGUAUCCGAUAGUGGCGGAUCCGGACCGAGAUGUGAUCCGAGAGCUGAACAUGGUGGAUCCGGACAAGGUGGAUGAGGAGGGCUUCGAGAUCCCCAACCGGGCCCUCCACGUCAUCUCUCCGGACAAGAAGAUCCAGCUCAGCAUUGUCUACCCGGCGACCACCGGCCGGAAUAUGGACGAGGUGCUGCGGGUUGUGGACCUCCUCCAGGCCGCCGCCGCCGCCCGCCGCAAGGCCAAGGCGCCGCCGCCACCGCCGCUGUUUGCCAGGGCGGCGGCGAGCAAGCUUUGA